CCCUUUUCCAACGAUCUCACAUGCGCAAAGCGUCGCACAAGAAUUCUCAAGAAUUUAGCACGAAAUUCACGGGCCGUUCAUUUUUAAGGAGACAUAAAAUUUGCGAUCGACCUUCGAAGUAGAAGAUUGUGUUUGCGACAGAGUUUGUGACGCAUUUGUAUGCAGAAGUCCGUGAAAGAGGUGGAGGCAGAGAGUGUGCAGGAUAAGGUGAAUUGGGUUCGGUGAGCAGAGGAUUUCGCACGUCGUUUUGGGUUGAGGGAUUCUAUCGCAGGAGUUUCGGGAGAGCGCGACAGUUUCUUCAAAUUAGGUUUACAUGGAUGCAGGGAUAGACUACAUUUUUAGGCACUGAGGGAAAAGGGUUGUAUUGUGAGGAAUCUGCGGAGAGGAAGGUGGUAUCAUGGCUGCCUUGCUAAUUCCUCCCUCCUCAUGCUGUUCUUCGCCCAAGUUCCUACUCUGCUCUCGCGGCUCAUCCUCCACUUCCCCCUUGCUUGUUCUCCUUCGUUCUCUCUGCUUUUCGUCUCACCGGAACACCUCCUCGAAAUUGACUUACCGUGUGGCGCUGAGAGCUUACCAGCAUCCUUUCAGAGCUCUCCAGAAUCAAGUUCCCAUUAACGUUUUCCGUACCUCAGUUAUACGCCGGCGGGUUUUUGGGAAUAAUGAAAGGACUGUGUGUUGUGAUGACUCCGCAAUAACCUUGAAAACGUUGGGCGGAAGCAGGAGUUUCCACGGAGUCGAUAGGAACGCAUAUUUGCACAGAGAAGGACAGAGGCGGGCCAUAACUACAUGUCGAGUCGCCAGCGAUGCUCUUGAUGCAGACGUCAAAGCUUAUGAUGCAGGCCAAAUUCAGGUUCUUGAGGGCUUGGAGGCUGUUCGUAAGCGUCCGGGAAUGUACAUUGGCAGCACAGGGACUAAGGGGCUCCAUCAUCUUGUAUACGAAGUUCUUGAUAAUGCAAUUGAUGAGGCUCAAGCAGGGUUCGCUUCUACGGUGGAUGUAGUAAUCCAUACUGAUGGUUCUGUCAGUAUUUCAGACAAUGGACGUGGGAUCCCUACAGAUGUUCAUCCGGUAACAAGGAAGUCCGCGCUGGAGACUGUGCUUACGGUUUUACAUGCAGGUGGUAAAUUUGGAGGAGAAAGCAGUGGGUACAGUGUCUCUGGUGGCUUGCACGGUGUCGGUAUCUCAGUCGUGAAUGCUCUUUCCGAGAGGGUGGAUGUAACGGUUUGGCGCAAUGGCCACGAAUACAGGCAGUCUUUUGAAUUUGGUAAAGCUGUAUCACCUCUCAGCGCCUUUCCGCUUCCGAACGACCAAAAAGGGCGUACAGGCACGCGUGUUAAGUUUCUCCCGGACAAGCAAGUGUUCACAUCAACUACUGAAUUCGACUACAAUACCAUUUCUGGGCGUGCCCGUGAACUUGCAUUUCUUAAUCCCCAGGUUACUAUAAACUUAAUGCAGGAGCAUGCAAAUUCAGAGAAAGUUCGCUCUAAUGCAUAUCACUUUUCUGGGGGCCUUAAUGAGUAUGUUCUAUGGCUUAACAAUGAUAAGGAGCGUUUGCAUGAACCUAUAUCUAUUCACAGGGAAAGAGAGGGCGUUGCUAUCGAUGUGGCAUUACAAUGGAGUGCUGAUCAAUACACGGAUACCAUUUUAGGGUAUGCUAAUAGCAUUCGCACUUCUGACGGUGGUACUCACCUAGAUGGAAUGAAAGCUGCUGUUACUCGUACACUUAACACUCUUGGAAGGAAGGCAAAAAUUUUGAAGGAGAAGGACGAAAACUUGUCAGGAGACCACGCUAGAGAAGGUCUUACUUGUGUUGUUGCAGUGAAGGUUCCCAAUCCAGAGUUUGAGGGACAAACUAAGACACGGUUAGGAAAUCCAGAAGUACGACGAAUUGUUGACCAAGCAGUUCAGGAGUUGGUUACCGAAUACUUGGAACAGCAUCCCAACACUCUUGAGGCUAUAUUGUCCAAGGCUCUUCAGGCUUUCAGGGCAGCAAUGGCUGCAAAGAAAGCAAGGGAGCUUGUGAGACGAAAGAAUGUUUUAAAGUCCUCCAUGCUCCCUGGAAAGCUUUCUGAUUGUUCCUGUACAGAUCCCAGGAACGCUGAAAUUUUUAUUGUGGAGGGAGAUUCUGCUGGAGGCAGUGCCAAACAGGGCCGCGACCGUCGUUUCCAGGCAAUAUUACCACUUAGAGGAAAAAUUCUGAAUAUUGAGCGCAAAGAUGAUGCUGCUAUUUAUAAGAAUCAGGAGAUUCAGAAUUUGAUCUUGGCAUUGGGACUUGGUGUGAAGGGUGAGGAGUUUAGUAAGGAUUCAUUGCGUUACCACAAGAUAAUUAUUCUGACAGAUGCGGAUGUGGAUGGUGCUCAUAUCCGCACCUUGCUUCUAACAUUCUUCUUUAGAUAUCAGAGGGCUCUGUUCGAGGCUGGAUGUAUAUAUGUUGGAGUACCACCACUUUAUAAGGUGGAAAGAGGGAAGCAAGCUCACUAUUGUUUCAAUGAAUCUGACUUGAAGAACGUGUUGAAAACCUUUCCCAGCAAUGCGUCCUAUAACAUUCAACGAUUCAAAGGGUUGGGAGAGAUGAUGCCACAACAAUUGUGGGAAACCACACUUGACCCGCAGCAACGCAUGUUGAAGCUACUAACAUUGGAGGAUGCUGCUGAGGCUAGCAUGAUGUUUUCUACCCUCAUGGGAGAUAAGGUGGAGCCUCGGAAAGAGCUUAUUCGAACUAAUGCAUCACGGAUGAAGUUGGAGAACCUCGAUCUAUAGCCUCCAAGUUGCUAAUGUUUCAGACACUCUCUGAUUUCUAGGUUAUGCAAUCUCGAACAAUGAACAUUCAAAACAGGAAAUUUUCUAUCUAUUAGAGGGCUUAGAGGGUCACCUUGUCAAGUUGAAAUGUCCCCUUUUAUUUGGGGUCAUUAUGGAAAUUGGAAGAAAAACCAUAGAUUUUUAUAUGGGGUUUUGACACUGGGAAUCAGUCUGUAAGCUUUAUUUUAAGAACAUUUUCAAAGUGAUUCACAAGCAACAGGCUCUUUGUCGCCUAUAAAUGUUUAAGUAAUGUA
This is a messenger RNA of Physcomitrium patens, 3048 nucleotides long. RefSeq names its product DNA gyrase subunit B, chloroplastic/mitochondrial. The record is from RefSeq and is a predicted model, not a curated record. Gene Ontology annotation, biological process: DNA topological change. Lineage: Eukaryota; Viridiplantae; Streptophyta; Bryopsida; Funariales; Funariaceae. Gene Ontology annotation, molecular function: ATP binding; DNA topoisomerase type II (double strand cut, ATP-hydrolyzing) activity; DNA binding. Gene Ontology annotation, cellular component: chromosome.